AUGGUCAGCAAGUUUAAACCAGCCAGAGCGACCAGUAUUGCCUUGCCUCUUUUUGAUACAAUGAACCACCGGGAUUCAGAUUCAGACUCAUCAAGCGAGGCAGAAUUCCAUGAUUCGAAGGAAAUGUUGUCACAAGAGCAUAGCGUGAAGCCAGACUUGAUCAUCAAUGAAGGGGCCGAACUUGCAGAAAGACCAAAGCAGAGGAUCUUUCAACCGGCAACUAGAGGUGGAGAAUCAAAGGAUAGUAAUCGUUUUAAGAAAGAUGAUGUGCUUAUGAACGCGUUGAAAGCGGGGAAUCGUCCGUCUCAUGUGCUCAGGUCUUCGAGUAAGCGUUUACAGAAAGAUGAGAAGGAAAGUGUCAAUGCUGCACGUAACAUGGCUAGUUCUGACCAAGUUCGACGAACAGAAUCAUUUAGUAAAACAAGCAAACAACAGGAUAAUGAUAACAAACAACUACAAGACAUUCCAAAGAUGGAAGGGAACACCCCAAAAUUUUUUGACCAUGAACAAUAUCCUGAAAAGCACAGAAUAAGGGAAGAUACACCAGACAAAGCACAACACUAUAAGGAUUUGGAUAAAUUUUUUGGAGGUGAUAUUCGUUUAAUGACCCAAGAUUCGAAAACUCUACCGGUUGAAAAUGCUCUUAAGAAAGUAAUCUCGAAAGAGCAUUAUAGUUCGAUAGUCGAAGAUUCUACUAGGUCAACAUUAGCCAAUAAUGAAGCUGUUUCUGAAGCCCAUGAUGAGCAGUAUAAAUCACAGUCGUUCAUUUUCAGUCGGGGAUUCCUGGAGUCACAGACACAGGGAUUACAAAGUUCUGAUACACACACAGAAGAUUCAAACCAACAGCUGAUGGGAACGAAAAGUAAACAGUCCUGUCAACAGAUACAGAUGUCUAGUCCUCCUGAAUUUAAUUUGCAGCACACACAAGAUCAAGAGGCAGUAUCAAAGAAUAAAUUGCCUUUUGAAUUAAGAACUCAAGAAUCCCUGAUGUCUGAUUCCACAAUUUCCACCCCUUCUUCAACUCAACAGUCACAAAAUGCAGCAAUAUCUCCCACAAUACAGAGAACAACUACCAACACCCUUCUAGACACUACCAAAACAUUAAAGAUUUCUCAAACAAGGAAAGUUUCAACUCUACCAAUAAAAGAUUCCAUUGAAAAAUCUAACUCGACGGAUUUUCAUAGUGAAUUUAGUGUUCCAAGAAGAGUAAGGCUUUUGUCAAGUAACACCAUGAGACCAAAUGAUUACGAAAGCCUGUUGAAGGAUAAGUUAGAUAAGGAGACUCAGCAUAAUGGUAGUGUUUCAGCUGAGCCUUUCUCUACUUUUGAUUUGAAAAAAGUCAAGGCAAGAAAACGAUCAGAUAAGAUCAAGCUCAAAAAGAUCAGAAGCAAUAUUUUUGAAUCUGACGGAAAAAGUGACGAAGACAGUGAAGAUUUCAGUGACUCAAAUUCUGCCAAUACCUCAUUUACCUACAUUCCUGCAAAAUCCCAUCUACAAACCAUUUCAAGUGGGAAAAUUGCGAAGGUAACUGGUAACAAAGUUUUCGUAAAUGAGGAACUUAAACUGAACUCAGGAUCACUACAUAUUAAUCCAGGUGGGUUGUUUGAUGAGGACGAUAAAAAAUAUGCCAAACCACCAACAGAUGAAAAGGAGAAAUUGCUAUCAAUGCAGAUAAAGAAACCUAUAAUUAGACAGGAAAGUGAGAAUAAAACUUUACCUAGGAUAAAGAUAUCUCGAAAAAAGGAUAGUAAAUUUAUAAAGAAGCCAAUACAGUUUGCUCACUCGAAACAAACUUUAUCAUCUACAAUUGAUAGUGAACAUAAGUCGACGAAUACCAAAAGUUCCCUCGAAGUUGAAUCGCACUCAGACAAUACGAACGAAACAACUAUCAUUAAGAAUGAACUUUCAGGAACUGAUAAUUUGGUAAAUGGAAUUUCUCAGAAUGAUGAUAAUAAAAAUAUAGAUGAUUUAAUUGAUGAAAUAGAAGUAAUACAAAGUUCAAGCGGAAGCGAUUCAGAAAUUGAAGAAGUUCUACCUUCUCAAGCAAUUAACUUAGAGAACAUAGAAGACACACAAGCUGCCAAUACCUUAAUGAACAAAUAUGAUCUAGAAAUUGAACAUUUGGAGACGACGCCAACAACAUCUUCCUCACUGAAGCUAUUGUCGGAUGCAACUUUGAAAAAUAUUUCAGAAUCAACAAGUAGGGACCACAAACCUGCAACUUUAGAUCGGAAUAGUGUUUUGGCAACACCCUAUCUAGAUACUCAGGGUGUUACCGACUUGUAUAGAAACAUCGGGACGUCUGAGAACAAGAAAGAAAAUCACAGCCAUAAUCUGAGUAUGGAAUCCCACUUGUUUGUUCCCGAUGAUGCUACUACAAACGAUGAAUAUUCCAUCAGUAUGCGUAUAGAGGAUGAUGAAAAGACGACUCAUGCAUCAACUGAUAAGCUGUUUGUCUCUGAUGAGGAAGAAGAUGGUGAUCUUUUGAAAAUGUCUCUCAACGGUAGUCAUUCAACAUGCAGAGAUGAUAAAGAAUAUGUGACCGAGGGGGAACUUGGUAACGUUCCUGUAUUGGGUACAAAAGAACCAACUUACGGUAGCAUACCAACAGGUGCUACAACCAAUGAUGAUCCUAGAAAAAGUAGGAUCGAACAGAGAAUGAGGAAAAGGGAGAAGGAGAAGAAGCUAAAAAAGGACGAGUACACACCAUACUCAGAUUCUGAAAGUUCUAGCGAUUCUGUAGAUUCUGAAUCUGACUCUAAUAGCUUAAGUGGUGAAGCAGGUAUUGAAGGGUUUGUCGUUGAUGAUGAAAAAGUGAUCUAUGAUACUGACACUGAUUCCGGAGAUGAAUUGGUGGAAAUUGAAUCCAAGAUCGAAAAGAGGAAUGCCAAAAAGAUGAAAAGGAGAAGAAGAUCAGCCAGAAAACGUAUUAUAGAGUCUGACUCGUCGGGUUCUGAUGUUGAUAGCGUUACGAAGGGAAGAAAUCCCAAACGCAGAACUGCUUCUUCCACUAAAAACAUACUUAAACAAUUGGAGUUUCACAAUCCUGGUAGAUUGAUGCAAGAAAAAAUUUCAUCAAGAACACGACCUACCAGAAAGUCAAUACCUGUUGUGAUAUCACUAGAUAGUGAUGAUGAAGAGAUAGUCGAUGAAGAUUUGAAUGAAAGCAAGACGGUAGAGAUGCCAAAUGAAAGUUGUAAUAUUGAAAGUGCAUUAUUAGCAACAAAUGAAACACAAGAAGGCGGAAGAGAAACACUUGACGGGCUUGAUACAGUGAGCCAAAUCCAUAACCAGGGAACAAAACCAGAACAUCCACAUAGUGAUAAAAAUAUGGAUACAAGUAUCGACUUUGAAGAACAAGUUGAACUUAAGCAGCAAAAAGAAACGGAAGAAAGAGAACGUAAAAGGAAGAGAGAACGGAAGCAAGUUCAAGAAAUCGAGCUUAUUGGAAGUGAUUCUGAUGGAGAUAAUGUACUGGAUACCGAACCUAGCAGACCAGAUAACGAGUGUUUAUCAUGCUUACGCGAAAUGGCAAGAAUUGGAGUAAUUGUAGACUGUGAUAGAAAAUAUCCAUGUGGUACAUGUGUCAAAGGGAAUCAUGUAUGUGGCUACACACCGGCUCAAUACAACACUAAUUUAGAAAAAGCCAUGCUUUCUAAGAAGAAACAAUCGAAGCGAAAGAAGAGAAAGGACCAAGUACAUGUGCUGAAUGAAAACCAGCUUGCCAAGUUGAAUGACUUGUUAGGAGGAGGAAAGCCCAUCAGAAGAAGAAAGAGGAAAUAG
This is a messenger RNA of Pichia kudriavzevii, 3783 nucleotides long. RefSeq lists its product as uncharacterized. Lineage: Eukaryota; Fungi; Ascomycota; Pichiomycetes; Pichiales; Pichiaceae. The coding region runs from base 1 to 3783 and encodes 1260 amino acids. The record is from RefSeq and is a predicted model, not a curated record. The transcript has a single exon.